Magnolia sinica is the source of this 1405-nucleotide messenger RNA. RefSeq lists its product as uncharacterized. The transcript is spliced from 5 exons. The record is from RefSeq and is a predicted model, not a curated record. Gene Ontology annotation, biological process: transport. NCBI's taxonomy places the organism in Eukaryota, Viridiplantae, Streptophyta, Magnoliopsida, Magnoliales, Magnoliaceae. Gene Ontology annotation, molecular function: transporter activity. The coding region runs from base 188 to 1087 and encodes 299 amino acids.
CAGAGACGGCUAGCCUCCCUCCUUCAUUCGUCCCUCCCAUUGCAGAAGAACACACGCAGACCAGAGACCUCUCUCCCUAUAAAUACUCCUUCCAUUGCAGUCUCACUUCCUUUUCUCCGUCUCUCUUUCUUUCUCUCAGCGAUCGAAGAGUUCUCCGUUCUACCUCUGUAUUCUCUUCUCAUUGACAAUGGAUAUACCAACUGUGGAUUUUACAACAAUGGAUCGCGGUACACUCACUCUGCUAGGGUCAGGGUGCUGUGUGUUACUUUCGCUGCAUUUCACAUUACAGCUGCUAUCGCAGCAUCUAUUCUAUUGGAAAAAUCCGAAGGAGCAAAAGGCCAUACUUAUCAUCAUACUUAUGGCCCCUUUAUAUGCCAUCGACUCCUUUGUCGGUUUGUUAGAUAUUAAGGGAAGCAAGGUCUUCUUCACGUUCUUGGAUUCGAUUAAGGAAUGCUAUGAAGCCCUGGUGAUUGCUAAGUUCUUGGCUUUGAUGUACAGUUACUUAAAUAUAUCUAUUAGUAAAAACAUAGUCCCAGAUGGGAUUAAAGGAAGAGAGAUUCACCAUUCCUUCCCCAUGACUCUUUUUCAGCCUCACACUGUUCGUCUGGACCAUCAUACACUGAAGCUCCUUAAGCACUGGACAUGGCAGUUUGUCAUCAUCCGGCCCGUCUGCUCUGUUUUGAUGAUAGCACUUCAGCUCCUCGGGUGGUACACCAACUGGAUCAGUUGGACUUUCACCAUGAUAUUGAACGUUUCUGUUUCCCUGGCUCUUUAUUCUCUUGUUAUCUUUUACCAUGUGUUUGCCAAGGAGUUGGCACCCCACAAGCCUCUGUCUAAGUUCUUGUGCAUCAAAGGGAUUGUUUUCUUCUGCUUCUGGCAGGGGAUUGUGCUUAAUAUCUUAGCCUCCGCGGGGGUAAUCAAAUCUCAUCACUUUUGGUUAGACGUGGAGCAUAUCCAAGAAGCCCUGCAGAAUGUCCUAGUCUGCGUGGAGAUGGUCAUUUUCUCCGUCAUGCAGCAGUAUGCAUAUCACGUCGCACCUUACAGUGGUGAUAUUGCAGCGAAGAUGAAAAUGGGAAAAUCCGAAUGAUCCAUAUAAGAAUUUGAAGCUGAAUCUUCAGCGAUCAUCUGCAGUUAUGAAUCCCGACAUCCUUUUUUUCUCCCCUUGUAUUUGUAAUGCUUGUGCUAUUAUCGUUUGAAACCCGGCUUUACUGAACUUGCAUUCCAGAUUUCGAUGUGUAUCGUUAUUAUUAGGGUCUACGCAGAUGAAUAUGUGGUUUUUCCAGGUAGGCUGUUUCGGUGUAGUAAGCGGGAUUCUGCAGCUGUUUUAUUAAGCAGAAGCGGUGGACAUUUGUGCUUUAUCAGAGCUUGUAAUAGUUGAAAAACGAGGCAUCGUUACCUUAUCGUA